Messenger RNA from Cicer arietinum (chickpea), 2244 nucleotides. RefSeq lists its product as uncharacterized. The record is from RefSeq and is a predicted model, not a curated record. NCBI's taxonomy places the organism in Eukaryota, Viridiplantae, Streptophyta, Magnoliopsida, Fabales, Fabaceae. Gene Ontology annotation, cellular component: Golgi apparatus.
UGAAUCCAACGCGAAGGGAAAAUAUAAAGUAUAAUGAAUCCAAUGGCUGUAAAGGAUUCCUUCAUUGUUACAACUGUGAAGUCGUGACAGUGUAUGUGCAGUAAACCCAAGUAAAUCGGUGAAUGUGGUUGCCCAUCGGAUUCAUAAUCAGAUCCACCGUCGCCAUCAUCAUCACUCUCUAAUCUUAAUUCACACACAUUACAUUACAUUACAUUUCAUUACCCUCAUCAACAUUUCAGAUCUCAAAAACAAAAAUGAAGAAUUCGAAUUCUAACUCAAACUCAAACUCAAACUCUAGCACGAGUACCAGUAGAACAGAACCAAUAGGCCAAAACCUCAUCAAACUAAUAAGCAACCUUUGCUUCUCACUAUUCGUUUUCUCAGUUCUCAUCUUCACCGUCAUUGCUAUAACAUACCAACCUCCUGAUCCAUGGCUUCAAUCUUCACCAGCUCUCACCAACCUCUUCACUCAAUCCCAAAACGCCACCUUCCAAAUCGACUCUUCCGUUAUUCAAACCGGCGAAGACAUCUCUAUCUCCCCACAGGAUUCACCUCUCCCUCUUCCUCCCUCUGCCGUCGCCGCCGCAACAACUCCCGCCGUCACUGAAGCUCUAAUCGAAAAAAACGAAGAGCAAAUUAUCACCAAUUCCACAUCCCCCGGUCCUUCCUCCUCUUCAUGUGAUGACCUAAUCGGAACCCUAAAUUGCUCCGAUCCUCGCGUUCUUAUCGCUAUCCAGAGAUUCAACCUUCGCGCAUUCAAGUCUAUUUCAUUCUUCGAGUAUCAAACACCGGUGAACGGCUCUGUUUCCGGCGAGUGUGACGUCGCGUGGCGAUUCCGCAACAAGAGGGAGAAGUCGUGGCGAAAGUACCGUGAUUUCCGACGAUUCGGGAUUGCGGUAACUGACGAUUGUCACUACAAGGUCGUUCACGCCGGCGGUUGGCAUUCCGGCACAAACGCACGGAGAAACCCCGCUCUCCGGACACGAACCGGUGGCGGUAAGGGCAAAACCUUGCCGCGGAUUUCGAGCCGAGACGAUGAGAUUAACGACACGAUUCCGAGUUUGGGAUCGGAGAGUGACUUCAGGAAUGGGAAGUAUUUGUAUUAUUCACGAGGUGGUGAUUAUUGCAAGGGUAUGAAUCAUUAUCUUUGGAGUUUUUUGUGUGGUUUAGGUGAAGCUAUGUAUUUGAAUAGAACUUUUGUUAUGGACUUGAGUGUUUGUUUGGCUUCCAUUUAUAACCCUAGUAAUAAAGAUGAAGAAGGAAAAGAUUUUAGGUAUUACUUUGAUUUUGAGCAUUUGAAAGAGGUAGCUUCCAUUGUUGAGGAAGGUGAGUUUUUGAGAGAUUGGAAAAAAUGGGAUAAGACCCAUCUUAAGAAAAAGAAGGUUCCUGUUAGAAAAGUUGUCACUCAUAAGAUAACUCCUAUGCAACUUCAGAAAGAUAAGAGCACCGUCAUUUGGAGGCAAUUUGAUUCACCUGAGCCUGAGAAUUACUGGUAUAGGGUUUGUGAAGGUCAAGCUGCAAAGUAUAUUCAGAGGCCUUGGCAUGCUUUGUGGAAAUCAAAGAGGUUGAUGAACAUUGUAACCGAGAUUAGUGGAAGAAUGGACUGGGAUUUUGAUGCAGUUCAUGUGGUUCGUGGGGAGAAAGCUCAAAACAAGGAGCUUUGGCCUCAUUUGGAUUCUGAUACUUCGCCGGAUGCGCUUCUUGAGAAGCUUAAAGGGAUGGUUCAGCCUUGGAGGAAUUUGUAUGUUGCUACUAAUGAGCCUUAUUAUAAUUACUUUGAUAAAUUGAGGUCGAAUUUCAAGGUACAUUUGCUUGAGGAUUAUAAGGAACUAUGGGGGAAUGCAAGUGAAUGGUACAAUGAAACCAGUGUUCUCAACAAUGGAAAACCUGUUGAGUUUGAUGGAUACAUGAGAGUUGAAGUGGAUACAGAGGUUUUUUACCGUGGAAAGAAUCGUGUCGAAACAUUCUAUAAUUUAACUAAAGAUUGCAAAGAUGGAGUUAAUACAUGCUGAUCAGAUUGACACUACUGGUUUUGAUGCUUCUUAAGAAUUUUUUGUACAAUCACUCCUUUCUUUUUGAUUCAGUUUUAGAUUGAUACCAUGGGGUUACAUUUAAGAUCAUUGUUGUGCUUGCUUGUUCUUUUAUUGUAUUGAUGAUUGAUUAGUUGUGUUGAUUAUCAUGAUUUUGUAUACAACAUACCAUAGAUCCCUUUCUCUCCUCAGAAACUGCAUUUCUCAUUCCUCA